UUCCUUUUCCUCCGUGGCUGAAUAUUCUCCAAACUAACGUGCAAUAUACAGGGAGCACACUUUUUCAUGACGGGUGAUGAUCUUUCGCUUCUGAAUAUCCAAACAGCUCCAUUAGCAGUGACAGCACAUCACCCAGGCACUCUGUAAACAAUCUGUGAGCCAUAAUUUAGCAUUGUUCACGCGGGGCUGCCCAUCUGAUGCACUUUCUCCCCCACAAUGGCCACUUGUCGGGUCCUCUGUGCUUUUACCAGGUCCCAGCCCCGAACGCAUCUCAUCGAUCUGCUCCUAAUCCCUGAUUCCAAUCCACACGUAUCAGGUGCGGGCUCCGGCAGCACGUUCUCCCCCCGCGAUGCCGCCGCCGCCGCCGCCGCCGCUCCGUGCGCGCACAUCAGUAAGUGAAUCACGUAGCACUAGAACAGCCCUUCUUCACGCGAUCUUGCCAGACCUAUUGGAGAAACCCCCCAAGGCGAGAUCUGUCACCGCUCACUCAUUUGCUGGAAGACGAUCAGAAACUAUGUUAAAUGCGCCGAGAAUUGCACCGGAGUCUGUCAUAAAGGCGUCGAGAGGAUUCCGGUCAGAUCACACGGCGCGGGGAGCGGGUUUCAACAGUUGACGCGGAGAGAACUGAGCGCAGGAGGAAAGCGAUUAAUUUUGAUAAUCUGAAAUCUUCCAGCACCUUUUUUCCUCCUCCUCCUCCUCCUUCUUCUCGCGUUUUCCUGGCAGCGUUCGCGGGGACAGCGCAGAGGAGCAUUGUCCGAAUGAAGGAUGUAAGCGCACUGGGUCCAAUAGGACUGGAUUAUGGGAUUACUGGACUGAUCACAGGACAAUCAUCGGGCAAAAGUCGCAGCCGCGCGAUAGACGCGUCCGAAUGACGGCAGCGCGGAGGGUCGGACGGGAGUGACGGCGCUUUUGCUCCACUUUGUGGCAUGGGCAGGCUGGCUGCGAUUCGGGAGCACGAGCCGAAUGCAACAGUGUGCCGCACAGGAAAGAAAGUGAACGCAUUGUGAGCGGCGGCGUCGGGCGAUGCUGCAUUCGCAACGGGCACGCCGGGGCUUCGCCGUAGCGCUUGGCGCAGAUGUCGCAUGAGGGCAAUGCGCUUUUGUGCGCCGCGAUCUAACCUUCACCGCAGAUUCAGACGCUUUAACCUUGGAUGCGCUGGGGAAUAUUAAUACUUCAUCGCCAUCGAUAAUUCAUUAAGUCCCCCCCCCCACCACCACCACCACCAUCUCCUCCGCCGCCGCCGCGCGAGGGAAACAAGAAAUACAAAGCAUUCGUGGUCCCACUAUGUUGAAUUUGAUCUUUAAUUCAUGCAUAAGGUGUCGUCGGGCGGUCAUCUUUGUUUACAGAAAGAGUUCAUCGCAGCCGAGCGGCAUGUGAAAGAGGCUCAAAUAGCGGCUGGAGAGAAAUAAGGCUUCGCACGUCGAUUUAAUAUCCAAUUAGUGUGAGGCCGGCGUCGAGCACAUGCCUGGGUUUGGUUUAAUCCUCUAGGUUUGCCGUAAUCAACAGGUUGAAAGUCAACGAGGAUUUUUUUUCCGCCUGCCUCUACCGCAUAUCCAGUUGAAGGGAUGCGUCUCUCUGUACCCAUUUUCUUUCUGCUGUGGGUUAGAGCCCUGACAUUGAAAAACCUCAAUUAUUCCGUCCCGGAGGAGCAAGGACCUGGCACAGUUAUAGGGAAUAUAGCGAAAGAUGCCGCAUACGGGACUAUGGAGCGGGGGAAAAAAUCGAACUUCAGAGUCCUGGAGAAUUCUGCGCCGCAUCUGGUGGACGUUGACCCGGAGAGUGGACUUAUCUUCACUAAACAAAGGAUUGACAGGGAGACGUUGUGCAGGCGCAACCCGAAGUGCCAGCUCUCCAUGGAGGUGUUCGCCAACGAUAAAGAAAUAUGCAUGAUCAAGAUUGAUAUACAGGAUAUAAAUGACAACUCGCCCAGUUUUCCGUCCGAUCACGUUAACAUAGAUAUUUCAGAAAACGCCGCUGCCGGGACACGCUUCCCUCUGACUAUUGCACAUGACUCAGACUCCGGGGAAAACGGAAUAAAAACCUACCAGGUGACGAGGGACGACUACAACACGUUCUCUUUGGAUUUAAAAGUGAGGGGCGACGGGACUAUAUAUCCGGAGCUGGUGGUUCAGAGACCACUGGACAGGGAGGAUCAGAGCCAUCACACCCUUCUGCUUACAGCAAUUGACGGUGGGGAGUAUCCAAGAUCAGGCUCCAUGCAAAUCAAUGUCAGAGUGACUGAUUCCAAUGACAAUAGUCCGGUUUUUGAAAAAUCCUCCUAUGUCUUAGAUAUUCCAGAGAAUUCCCCUCCUGGAAAAGUACUGAUAGAUUUGAACGCCACUGAUCAGGACGAGGGGAGCAACGGGCAGGUGGUCUACUCCUUCACUGGAUAUGCAUCUGAGAGAAUCCAAGAUCUGUUCUCUAUUGACCCCAAUACUGGCGUCAUCAAGGUCCAGGGAGAGAUUGACUAUGAAGAGAAUCCAAUAAUAGAGUUUGAUGUGCAGGCAAAGGAUCUGGGGCCCAACCCAAUACCGGGCCACUGUAAAAUUACUGUCAAAGUGCUGGACAAAAAUGACAACUCGCCAGUAAUAAGUUUUGUUUCCGUCCGGCAGGGAGCUAUCAGUGAAGCAGCACCUCCAGAAUCUGUCAUAGCACUGGUCAGAGUGACAGAUAAGGACGCUGGUCGCAAUGGUCAACUCCAGUGCCGGGUGCUGGGAAAUGUCCCCUUCAGACUGCAGGAAAAUAAUGAUAAUUUUUAUACUCUGCUCACAGAGCGACCGCUGGAUAGAGAAAUGAAAGAUGAAUACAAUGUAACAAUAAUGGCGAGAGACAAUGGGAUCCCGUCUUUGAACUUCACUAAAUCGUUUACUGUGAAAAUCUUAGAUGAAAAUGACAACGCGCCGCGCUUUACAAAGACUGUGUAUGUGCUACAGGUGCCUGAGAACAAUAUCCCAGGGGAGUUCCUGGGCUCCGUUCUAGCCCACGACCCGGAUGUGGGUCGAAACGGAACGGUGUCGUACUCCAUCCUGCCGUCACACAUUGGGGAUGUGUCUGUGUACACCUACGUGUCUGUCAACCCCAACAACGGAGCCAUAUACGCCUCGCGUUCCUUCAACUACGAGCAGACCAAGUCCUUUGAGUUCAAAGUUCAAGCUAAGGACGGAGGGUCUCCUCACAUGGAAAGCACCUCCACCGUCAGGGUCAACAUCCUGGACGUCAACGACAAUCUCCCGGUCAUCAUUUUGCCCCUGCUGCAGAACGACACCGCCGAAAUCCCGGUGCCGAGGAACGUGGGCAUCGGCUACAUCGUGGCCACGGUGAAAGCGGUGGACCACGACCACGGCGAGAGCGGCCACCUGACCUACGAGAUCACCGAGGGGAACGACGAGCGGCUGUUUGAGAUGGACCCGGCGGGGGGCGAGCUCAGGACGGCCCACGCGCUCUGGGAGGAGGUGGCUCCGGUGGUGGAGCUCGUGGUGAAGGUAACCGACCACGGCAAGCCCCCCUUAUCCGCCGUGGCUAAGCUGAUCAUUAAGGCAAACGCAGAGGAGGCGGCGGGAGGGGGGUCCAGCGCCACGGGAAAACAGCAGCACUGGGAUGUAUCCCUGCCCCUCAUAGUUACCCUCUGCAUUAUCUCUGUCAUGCUCUUAGUAGUCAUGACCGCCAUCGCUGUCAAGUCCAAGCAUCAAGAUAAGGAGACUGGGAAUUAUAACUGCCGCAUGGCUGAGUACUCCAAUCCUCCAGUGGGGAAGGGCAAAAAGAAAAGGAUCAACAAGAGUGACAUCAUGCUGGUGCAGAGUGAGAUGGAGGAGAGAGAUUCCGCCAGCCGGAUGAACGUGGUGAGCAGCCCCUCGCUCAUCACCUCGCCCAUAUGCUUUGACUAUCAGAGCCCCCUGCCCCUCACGCUGCCCAGGUCAGAGGUCAUGUACCUGAAGACCACUCCGAACAGCCUGACGGUCCCCAGGGCGGGCUGCCACUCCAGCUUCGCCGGGCUGAGCGCAGACACUCCAGCGAAUAGGAUGUCGGUGAUACAGACGGAAAAUUUCCCAUCGGAGUCCAAUUAUGCUGGCAGCAGGCAACCGUUUGUACAAAGCUCAACAUUUAAGGAUGCAGAGCGAGCAAGCCUUCGAGACAGUGGCCAUGGUGAUAGUGACCAGGCCGAUAGUGACCAGGAUACUAAUAAAGGCUCACACUGCGACACAUCUGCCAGGGAGGCCCUCAAGAUGAAAGCAACAGCAGUUAAUGGGCAGCCUUUUGAGCAGGAGCAAGACAAAUCAGUCCACUGCACCGAUGAAUGUCGUGCACUGGGACACUCUGACAGAUGCUGGAUGCCAAAGUUACGGGUAGGAAGCCAAGCAGACAGCGCCGAUAAUCGCACCAACCUUUUCAUCCCUGUGGGAAUGGAUGCCAUGGUAGAGACAGAGAUUUAUGGCACCAUCAGCUGCAGCGGCAGAAAAACCCUCAGCACGUUUGGAAAGGAGCAGCGGGACAGUACAAUCCUCGUGGCCAACGUCAAACCGUACUUAAAGUCCCAGCGUGCGCUGAGCCCACCGCUGCAGGAGAGUCCGUCGGCGUCCGGCAGUCCCACCAAGGGCGGCCGGCCCCCGGACCUGGCCGAGCAGGAGGCCAGCAAGGAGCGGGAGGUGGGGGGGGGGUCAGACAGCAGUGCCUAUGGGCCUCCAGAUGGCCAGUGCUCGCCGCUGCACACCGAAUUGGAGGAGCCCUCCUAUCUGACCCGCGAGCUCAGGCCCAAGUCCCUGUCGAGCAGUCUCAUCCACAGCUCCGUCAUCAGCCAGGAGUGCGGGGGGUCCGAUUGUGCCCACGACCCCCGGGAGGCCACUAACUGAGGGGCCGCGCGCGUGCGCUCGCCUGCCGGGCGGGGGAGGAGGGGGCGACGUGGCAGAUUAAUGACCAUGAGGUAAUUUUAGUUUCUCCGUUUCGGCCCGCAGAGGUGUCCAGACAUGCAUUGUAUAACCAAAAACCACCCGCUUUGUAUGUUUCUUUGAGUUCGUGACUUGUUGUGUUUGUGUGAAAUAUGUGUCCUUGACUGCUGUGAAGGUUUUCGGGGGGGAAUCAGCACUUACCUGGCUUCAUGUGUUUUCAUGGUGUACUGUACCUGUCAAUUUAGAUGUCUGUAUUUUACACAUUUCCAGCUCCAAUUUCGUGAGGGUGUUGAACAAAUUGCUACUGUUAAGCUAUUGCGUCCUGUCUGCUUUUGUACGGUGAAGCUCUCUGUCUCCAUUUAGUGUGUAAGGAACACCACAGGCAACUGAAAUACAUAUCAGUGACGUUAAAUACAAAAAGUGAAGUGUCUUAUGAACUGUUAAUGGUGGUGCAACGGGGGGAAUGUCCCUUUUCAUAAAACCAUUUGAGGUUCCUAUAAAAACAGUUUUUUAAGAAUGUAUUUGUAAUUUUAUUGUCGUCUUCUGCAGUUUGUGUGAAAAUAAGCUGAGCUUACACGUGAACGUGGGCCACUGUACUUGUUGUGUAUUUUAUUAAAUUUCUAUACACUGUGCGCACCGAAGGUGAUCAUUUCUGACUGGUGACACCUGCGAUGGCUGUGACGAGAGCGCUGUUUGUGUACGAGGGGCUUUGUUUGUGUUGAUGAUGGAAAAAUAAAAGGCAACUUUGGCGACAAACUGUA
Messenger RNA from Betta splendens (Siamese fighting fish), 5644 nucleotides. Its product is annotated as protocadherin-17-like. Gene Ontology annotation, molecular function: calcium ion binding. Gene Ontology annotation, biological process: homophilic cell-cell adhesion. The transcript is spliced from 4 exons. The record is from RefSeq and is a predicted model, not a curated record. Lineage: Eukaryota; Metazoa; Chordata; Actinopteri; Anabantiformes; Osphronemidae. The coding region runs from base 1566 to 4847 and encodes 1093 amino acids. Gene Ontology annotation, cellular component: plasma membrane.